Tripterygium wilfordii is the source of this 2183-nucleotide messenger RNA. RefSeq names its product protein WHAT'S THIS FACTOR 1 homolog, chloroplastic. Gene Ontology annotation, molecular function: RNA binding. The transcript has a single exon. NCBI's taxonomy places the organism in Eukaryota, Viridiplantae, Streptophyta, Magnoliopsida, Celastrales, Celastraceae. The record is from RefSeq and is a predicted model, not a curated record. Bases 236 to 1813 code for a protein of 525 amino acids.
AAUUGAGCAUCGUCACAUUUUUCUCUUCACCCAUAUAUGGAUAAGAAAAAUGUCAAGAGGAAAAAAUCAUUCCGAAUGGGGUUUUAGGAUGCUGCAUCUUAGGGCACCCAUCCCCAUCGCAAAACCCUAAUACCAGCAUCAGUCUCGCAAAGUAGCUCAAGCAAAGCAGGUAAUUCUCCUACAGCUCUCUCCCUCUCUCUCUCUCGCGAAGCUUAGCAUAUAAAUUUUCUCAAAUAUGGAAGCCAAACUCUUGUUUUCUUCGCAAAAACCGCCAUUGUUCACUUAUAAACCUCUCUUUGUCUCAUACCGUUCUCCUUUCGUUGACAAGCCCCAAUCUUUUUUGAAAUCCAAUCUUUCGCUGGCAACAAUUCACACCGAGAAGUCUGAAUUUUGGGGCUCAAGUUUGGUUUCAAAUCAGAAAACUGGUUUUGUGGAAAAAUGGAGAAAAUCCCAUGUGCGUUUUGCUCCAAUAAGAGCUGUUGUGAAGAGAAGGAAAGAGCUUCCAUUCGACAACGUUAUUCAAAGAGAAAAGAAGCUCAAAUUGGUAAUGAAGAUAAGGAAGAUUCUUUUAAGUCAACCCGAUAAAAUCAUGACUCUCAGGCAGUUGGGUAGGUUCAGAAGGGAACUGGGUCUCACCAAAAAGCGUAGAUUCAUUGCUUUGUUGAGAAAAUUCCCAGCUGUGUUUGAGAUUGUAGAAGACGGUGCUUAUUCAUUGAAGUUUAAAUUAACUCCCGAAGCAGAGGGGCUUUACUUGGAGGAGUUGAGAAUUAGCAAUGAACUAGAGGAUUUGUUGGUUGUUAAGCUGAGGAAGUUGUUGAUGAUGUCAGAGGAGAAGCGGAUUCUCUUGGAGAAAAUUGCUCAUCUCAAAACUGAUUUUGGGCUUCCUUUUGAAUUUCGUGAUACAAUCUGCAAUAGGUACCCACAGUACUUUAGAGUUGUUCCAACAGGUCGUGGUCCGGCAUUAGAACUAACUCACUGGGAUCCUGAGCUUGCUAUAUCAGCAGCUGAGUUAGUGGAGGAGGAUAAUCGUGUUAAAGAGCUUGAAGAGAAAAACUUGAUUAUUGAUAGACCAUUGAAGUUCAAUAGGGUGAAGUUACCUAAGGGUCUCAAUCUUUCGAAGGGGGAGAUGAGAAGGAUUUGUGAGUUUAGAGACAUGCCCUUUAUAUCCCCUUAUUCAGAUUUCUCAGGAUUUAGAUCAGGUACAAGGGAGAAGGAAAAACAUGCUUGUGCUGUGAUUCAUGAGAUUUUGAGCCUCACCAUUGAGAAGAGGACCCUUGUGGAUCAUCUCACCCAUUUUCGAGAGGAGUUCAGAUUUUCUCAACAAUUGAGGGGGAUGGUUAUACGACAUCCUGAUAUGUUUUAUGUGUCUUUGAAAGGGACCAGGAACUCAGUCUUCCUUAGGGAAGCUUAUCGUGACGGCCAAUUAAUUGAUAAGGAUCGAAUGUUGAUUAUCAAAGAGAAGCUUCGUUCUCUUGUUUCUGUUCCUAAAUUCCCAAGGAGGGGUGUUCCAAGGAUCGAAUCUGAUGCAGCUGAUAGGACUGAUGAGCAGGAGGAUGAAAGUGGCGAGGAGGGAGAAGAAUGGUCUGAUAUCGAUAAUUAUGUGACUGGCGAGGAUGACGACGACGAUGAUGAAGACGGGGAUGAUUGGAGUGAUGAAGAUGAUGAUUUGCCCCCAGAUUUUAAUGAUGACGAUGAUAGAACUGUGAAGAUAGGACUGAGCCAAUCGACCAACAAGGCAGGUAGCACUGUGACAAAGGAAGAAAAGGUGCUUGUUCCUAUGUAUCCUGAUGGUCGGCCUAGGGAUCGUUGGUGAAACAGCUGAUUUGCCUUACAUUUGAAGGCUUCUAUAUGAGGAUAUCAACCCUGGAGGAUUACAGAAUUCUGAUUUUCUUGGGUGGAAGAAUGUACUUAUUUACUUGCACGAUUGGGCAGCCUUUUAGUAAUGUCAGGUUCAUACUUCUCCCAGAGUCCCAGAAGUGCUUGCCCCAAGUGUCAAAGAUCAAUCACACAUUCUCUGUUGUCCUCACCUUUGUGUACAAGGUUUGGAAACUGGUUUCUCAAAAUUAUGAAUCACUAAGCUGACAAUAAGGGUGUGAUGUAUGCUUGUAGUCUGCUUGAUGGCUUUGUUAAUUAUGAAUCUUUUUUGGUAAUGAUUUAUGCAACUAUAUAUCAUGUUCUUGACU